This is a messenger RNA of Protobothrops mucrosquamatus (brown spotted pit viper), 991 nucleotides long. RefSeq names its product solute carrier family 25 member 44 (gene SLC25A44). Gene Ontology annotation, molecular function: branched-chain amino acid transmembrane transporter activity. The record is from RefSeq and is a predicted model, not a curated record. Gene Ontology annotation, cellular component: mitochondrion. Gene Ontology annotation, biological process: branched-chain amino acid catabolic process. The transcript has 3 exons. The coding region runs from base 1 to 981 and encodes 326 amino acids. NCBI's taxonomy places the organism in Eukaryota, Metazoa, Chordata, Lepidosauria, Squamata, Viperidae.
AUGGAGGACAAGCGCAACAUCCAGAUCAUCGAGUGGGAACACCUGGACAAGAAGAAGUUCUACGUCUUCGGGGUGUGCAUGACGAUGAUGAUCCGCAUCAGCGUCUACCCUUUCACCCUGAUACGGACACGGCUGCAGGUCCAGAGGGGGAAGAGCCUCUACAAUGGGACCUUUGAUGCCUUUGUCAAAAUCCUGCGGGCCGAAGGGGCGGCCGGGCUCUAUCGGGGCUUCCUGGUCAACACCUUCACCCUCAUCUCCGGUCAGUGCUACGUGACCACCUACGAGCUCACCCGCAAGUAUGUCUCGCAGUACAGCAGCAGCAACACCAUCAAGUCGCUGGUGGCCGGCGGUUCGGCCUCCCUGGUGGCCCAGAGCAUCACGGUGCCCAUCGACGUGAUCUCCCAGCACCUGAUGAUGCAGCGCAUGGGCGACACCAUGGGCCGUUUCCGCGUGCAGGCCCACGAGGGCAAGCGGUUCCCCGUCUUCGGCCAAACCCGGGACAUCAUCGCCCAGAUCUUCAAGGCCGACGGGCUGAGGGGCUUCUACAGGGGCUACGUGGCCUCCCUCCUUACCUACAUUCCCAACAGUGCUGUCUGGUGGCCCUUCUACCACUUUUACGCAGCUUUUCGGCACCUGAUCUGGUUUCCCUGCCUGUUUGCAGAACAGCUCUCCAGCCUGACCCCCAAGGACUGCCCCCACCUGCUCCUCCAAGCCAUCUCCGGCCCCAUGGCGGCUGCCACCGCUUCCACCCUCACUAACCCCAUGGACGUCAUCCGGGCACGUGUGCAGGUGGGGGGCAAGAGAUCCAUCCUCCUGACCUUCAGACAGCUGAUCGCCGAGGAGGGUCCCUGGGGGCUGACCAAAGGCCUUUCCGCCCGCAUCAUCUCGGCCACCCCCUCCACCAUCGUCAUCGUGGUCGGCUACGAGACGCUGAAGAAGCUCAGCCUGCGUCCGGAGCUGGUGGACUCCCGGCACUGGUAGGCGACCAGGA